AUGUACUCUAACAAAUACAGAGUAAUCCAACCGGGCCGGCCCCUACCCAGUCCGCCAAGCCGAAAGCCCAACAUCCCCCCUUACUUCCGCCCAAAGCCCAGCCGGGGGAGUAGCUGCUACUGCAUAUGCUGCUGCGUCUUCUGCGCCGUCCUCCUCAUUGUCAUCAUCCUCGCCGCCCUCGCCGGCGGCAUCUUCUACCUCCUCUCCUUCCAAAUCCCCAAAUUUGAACCCGUCUCCAAACCCGACGGGACCCACCUCAACGUCCAGGCUGUCACCAGUGUCGAGGUGAGGAACCCCAACCUGAAACUCGACAUCUUCUACCGCGAGGGGAUCGAGAUGUACGCGAUCCUCGGGGAUGAGAACGAUGUAGGGUUGGCGUUGGGUUCAAAGCUGCUCAAAGGGUUCACGCAUAGGCACCGGAACACGACGAAUUUCAAGAUGGAUAUGAGGGUGAGGAACAAAAUGGUGGAUUAGACGGUGGGGCGGAGGCUGGCGGCGUAGUUGAAGAGUAAGGAGAUAAAGGUAGCGGUGGAGGGAAAGACGAGGAUUGGGUACAUGAUCAAAGGGUGGAGGGUUGGGAUGAUGCAGAUCAAUGUAUUAGAAAAAUCACAUUUGAAGUAAAUUUGCUAAUUGAGGACAC
Molecule: messenger RNA, 640 nt
Organism: Pyrus x bretschneideri (Chinese white pear)
Lineage: Eukaryota; Viridiplantae; Streptophyta; Magnoliopsida; Rosales; Rosaceae
Product: NDR1/HIN1-like protein 6
Exons: 2
Cellular component (GO): plasma membrane
Source: RefSeq, a predicted model, not a curated record